CCAUGCCCGGGGGCGCGGGCGCCGCCCGGCUCUGCCUGCUGGCGCUCGCCCUGCAGCUGCUCCGGCCGCGGGCGGCGCGGGAGCCGGGAUGGACGACAAGAGGAAGUGGGGACGGCAGCCCCCAGCUACAGCAUGAACUAAUAAUACCUCAGUGGAAAACUUCAGAAAGCCCCAUGAGAGAAAAGCAUCCAUUCAAAGCUGAGCUCAGGGUAAUGGCUGAGGGCCGAGAACUGAUCCUGGACCUGGAGAAGAAUGAGCACCUUUUCGCUCCAGCCUACACGGAAACCCACUAUACUCCAAGUGGUAACCCUCAAACCACCACGCUGAAAUCAGAGGACCACUGCUUUUACCACGGCACGGUGAGGGAGGCAGAGCAGUCCAGCGUCACACUCAGCACCUGCCGGGGAAUUAGAGGACUGAUUAUGGUGAGCAGUAACCUCAGCUAUGUCAUCGAGCCCCUCCCUGACAGCGAGGGCCAACACCUUAUUUACAGAGCGGAACAUCUCAAGCUGCCCCCGGGGAACUGUGGGUUCGAGCACUCCAAGCCCACCACCAGGGACUGGGCCCUUCAGUUUACACAGCAGACCAAGAAACGACCUCGCAGGAGGAAAAGGGAAGAUUUACACUCCAUGAAGUACGUGGAGCUUUACCUCGUGGCUGACUACGCAGAGUUUCAGAAGAAUCGACGAGACCAGGACGCCACCAAACACAAGCUCAUGGAGAUCGCCAACUAUGUUGAUAAGUUUUACCGAUCCUUGAACAUCCGGAUUGCUCUCGUGGGCUUGGAAGUGUGGACCCAUGGCAACAUGUGUGAAGUUUCAGAGAACCCGUACUCUACCCUCUGGUCAUUUCUGAGUUGGAGGCGCAAGCUGCUCACCCAGAAGAACCAUGACAACGCACAAUUAAUCACGGGCAUGUCCUUCCAUGGCACCACCAUCGGCCUGGCCCCCCUCAUGGCCAUGUGCUCCGUGUACCAAUCUGGAGGAGUCAACAUGGACCACUCCGAGAAUGCCAUUGGCGUGGCUGCCACCAUGGCCCACGAGAUGGGCCACAACUUUGGCAUGAGCCAUGAUUCUGCAGAUUGCUGCUCGGCCAGUGCGGCUGACGGUGGGUGCAUCAUGGCAGCUGCCACCGGGCACCCCUUUCCCAGAGUGUUCAAUGGAUGCAACAGGAAGGAGCUGGACAGGUAUCUGCAGUCAGGUGGUGGAAUGUGUCUCUCCAACAUGCCAGACACCAGGACGCUGUAUGGAGGCCGGAGGUGUGGGAACGGCUACCUGGAAGAUGGGGAAGAGUGUGACUGUGGAGAGGAAGAGGAAUGCAACAACCCCUGCUGCAACGCCUCUAAUUGCACCCUGAGGGCAGGCGCGGAGUGUGCCCAUGGUUCCUGCUGCCACCAGUGUAAGCUGCUGGCUCCUGGCACCGUGUGCCGCGAGCAGGCCCGGCAAUGUGACCUCCCGGAGUUCUGCACAGGCAAGUCUCCCCACUGCCCCACCAACUUCUACCAGAUGGACGGUACCCCCUGCGAGGGCGGCCAGGCCUACUGCUACAACGGCAUGUGCCUCACCUACCAGGAGCAGUGCCAGCAGCUGUGGGGGCCCGGAGCCCGGCCUGCCCCUGAUCUCUGCUUUGAGAAGGUGAAUGUAGCAGGAGACACCUUUGGAAACUGUGGAAAGGACAUGAAUGGUGAACACAAGAAGUGCAACAUGAGAGAUGCGAAGUGCGGGAAGAUCCAGUGCCAGAGCUCCGAGGCCCGGCCCCUGGAGUCCAACGCGGUGCCCAUCGACACGACCAUCAUCAUGAACGGGAGGCAGAUCCAGUGCCGGGGCACCCAUGUCUACCGGGGGCCUGAGGAGGAGGGUGACAUGCUGGACCCAGGCCUGGUGAUGACUGGGACCAAGUGUGGCUACAACCAUAUUUGCUUCGAGGGCCAGUGCAGGAACACGUCCUUCUUUGAAACCGAGGGCUGCGGGAAGAAGUGCCACGGCCACGGGGUGUGCAACAACAACCAGAAUUGCCACUGCCUGCCGGGCUGGGCCCCGCCCUUCUGCAACACGCCGGGCCACGGGGGCAGCAUCGACAGCGGGCCCAUGCCCCCCGAGAGUGUUGGUCCUGUGAUAGCGGGAGUGUUCUCAGCCCUCUUUGUGCUGGCGGUCCUUAUGCUGAUGUUCUACUGCUGCAGACAGAACAACAAACUGGGCCAACUCAAGCCCUCGGCCCUCCCUUCCAAGUUGAGGCAACAGUUCAGCUGUCCCUUCAGGGUGUCUCAGAACAGCGGAACUGGUCAUGCCAACCCAACUUUCAAGUUGCAGACACCGCAGGGCAAGCGAAAGGUGAUCAACACUCCUGAAACCCUACGGAAGCCCUCCCAGCCUCCUCCCCGCCCCCCUCCGGACUAUCUGCACGGCGGGUCCCCACCUGCGCCAUUGCCAGCACACCUGAGCAGGGCUGCUAGGAACUCCCCAGGGCCCGGGGCUCAAGUAGAGAGAAGGGAGUCCUCCAGGAGGCCUCCCCCAAGCCGGCCAGUGCCCCCUGCACCAAAUUGCAUCCUCUCCCAGGACUUCUCCAGGCCUCGGCCGCCCCAGAAGGCGCUCCCGGCAAACCCAGUGCCAGGCCGCAAGGCGCUCCCCAGGCCAGGCGGUGCCUCCGCGCUGCGGCCCCCUGCUGCCACCCCGCAGCAGCCCCGGCCUCUGGCAGCACCUAUUCCAAAGUUUCCAGAAUACAGGGCACAGAGGGCUGGCGGGAUGACUCGCUCAAAAAUCUAGACCCGCCUGAGGGGUUUCUGCGUUUCCUUUGAGGACUCUGGACACCAUAGAGGAUCGAGGGCCACGGAACCUGAAGGAAGCAUGUCCGGCCACCUCUGAGCUCCGCCCGCCCUCCUCCAGAGCCACCACGUCUCCGAAAAUCUCCUUCUUGACUCGGUGCCUCCUCGGCUUCCUCGGAGGCCCAGGGGGACUGUGAGCCGAUGGCUUCUAAGGGUGGUUUUGUGCAAUACACACCCCGGUAGGGAGGGAGGGAGGUGCACGGAGGAGGACGGGGCAGCUUCUGCUCCCAACCUCCCAGGUCAGGGCCGUCCGAGCUGGCCAGCCCGGCGGGGAAACGUCCUGUUCAGCCCCUCAGGCCAGGACGUGGCUUGCAGAAGCCACCCGUCCGUGUCCUGUGGUGGGGGGUACGCACGAGACCGUCCCGCUGCUUCUGUCUCCCUUGAUGGCCCGGGCUGGACAGGGGCUGGCACUUGCCCAUGCCUUUUAGCGUUUAGGGAUUGAGGAAGGGGCAAGCCAGCCAUUGCUGUGGCCCCGCCCAGGGCUUGGUCGAGGUGACGGCUUCCGGCUAUGUGCCUGCAUGUGACAAGCCAAGUCCCCUCCCCACUUCGCCCCAAAUGCCCACGUCCCCUUAUCCACACGGGUCACUCUGACUCAGACAGGUACUAUUUGUAGGCAGUGUAGACAGCAGGGGAGCGCCAGGCUCGGGCCUCCUCUGAGCUGAGAUGCCAAAGGUUGCGACUCCCGACUCGCGGUCAUUUUGGGUAGCUUUUUGUUUUUUCUUCCGCACUUCCCUAGUGCCCCAUGCUUUUAGCUUUACCUUCCCCCUCAGACCCCCUCUAAUGUGUGGUGCUUGGGUGAGCGGACCCUCCGCAGUCCUGACUUCCCGGUGACCAGGUGCUUGGGACCUCCAAGUCAGGGUCCUGCCUCAAGGUUGGCCACUGGAUUUCCUGCGUCAGAUCUCAAGAGCAUUGGCCAGAGUAGACUCAGGGCAUGGCCCUGGGGGUCAUAUCUUUAUUUUUCAUUGUGUUUUGUGACCUCAGCAGGGGCAGGGUCUUCCUCCUUACUCCCUGACCUACGCUGAGGUGAGGUUCCCCCAGGGAUGGGGGCAGGUGUGGCGAAGGCAGCAGAUACCCAAGAGGCCCAGCUGUUAACAAGGUGUGCACAGGGGAGCCAGCCUGCCCCAUGGUCUGGUCGCUGGCUUGAGGAGCGGGAGCAGACCUGUUCCUAACCAAGGGAGCCUCUGCAGCUGAGAGCCCUCGGGAAGACAACCGUCAGCAGCUGUGCUGGAACAGGCAGCGCUGGGGCCCCUCCCCUCCUCCCCAACCUGGCUUUUAUCUUUCACUUCCUUUUGUCCUCUCCCUCUGGUCGCUGCCCGUCCCGACCCUCGACCCUCGCAGAAAGACAGCUGUGAGCAGGUAGGGGAGCUGGGCUGCAGUGGCCCCGUCCUCCGGGAGCAGGGAGGGAGGACGGUGCGGUGCUCUGCUAGACAGGACAAUUUUCUCAAAGUAGCGGGAGACCGUCUCCCGCUCCAGGAAGGUGCUGGGUGGCUCUCCAGAGGGGAGCUGGCCUGACUCUCACUCCUUUGAGGCUUUCCAGGGGGCUCCCCGCCUCCUGCAGUGAGCAGUUGUUGGCUCCCGAAAACCUCAAUGCAAGGACUAAGGCCACCUACCACCCCAGGGCCUCCUUAUAGUUCUCUGCACACAGGUGCUUCAUAGAUGUUCUUGGGUUUGUAGAUAAAUGGGGGACACGGGACGUGCACAAACCUGGGGUGGAUUUAGAAAGAUCUCAGGAAAAUGAGUUCCUCUCCCUUCAGGGUGGCUGUGAUACCUGUGCCCUGUCUCCCUGGCCUGGGCCCUUCUUGCUCCCGGAUCCCUUUCCCACCUUCCUGGCGGCCUGAUUGAAUCAGGGGACAGCCUUCCAUUUAAGGCGGGGCCCCAGAAAAGUAAAGUGAAAAUAAAUAACACCCCCAAAGCCCAGCCCAUGCCUCAUAGAUGUUCCUGUGGCUUAUCUAGGAGGUAGGCGGGUCUGAAGGGACAACGCCACAGCCAUUGUGACAGCAUGAGGCGUCUGAACCUGCAGUCCACCCUCCCCGGAACCAUAUCCAAAAGAGACCUGGGUGGUUUUCUUGCUUUUUGUUUCGUUUUUAUUUUUUCAUUAUUUUAACACCACCUCCAUCCCAUAAAACUGUACUGUGAACUGGAAGAUGGUGGAGGUUUUUUUAAUUCGAUAGAGACCUUUGGCAGCUGGUUCUAUAUUGGCUGUUUCCCUCCUGGCCCUGUUCAGGGAGGCUGCGGGGCGAGGGGGAGAAGGGGGAGGGGAAGACCCCCCACCAUGCAUCCCCUUUUUCCAGUGCCGUAGUUGCUCCUGUGAGGUGUCAGAUAGAAAUAAACCCGGGCUUAGGGAAGGAGAGACCUUAUUCGAAAGGAUUAUUGCAAGUUGGGGAAAGGAAAUAUUGCCAGAGGGGGAUGAGGGGGGCUUUGCAAUAGGGAGCACGCUCAGGCUGACCUACUGCAAGAUCAGCAAGCGUCUCGGAGCCCAGGCUGAGAAGGCCUUUCCUUUUAUUGGAAGAAGUAAACAUGGCUAGAGAGAGCCACGUUCAGGGAAUGUCUCUGUGCCCGGCCUUAUUUGGAGGUGGAUGGGCUGUUAAGGAGGGGAGUGUUUUCUGGCUGAGGUUGAGGGCAGGUCAAGGUCCGGGGUCUGGUGGGGCGGAGGGAAGCCUAACUAAAGUUUGGUUUAGUGAGUUACCACCCACUCGGAUAGAGAUGUGUGUAAAUCUUUAUAAAAGCUAAAUUAGCCUCCUGCCAGGUUUACAACUCUGGAAUGUUUUUCUUAAGGGCCUUGGAGCCAUCUCUGAAAUAUAAAUCUCAAGCGAGAUGGCGCCCCUGUCUCCCUGUCUUUCUGGGAGUUUUAGCCUGGGCUCCGGGCUCUGACUUGUAAGUACCUGCUUGCCUCAGUUCCUUUUAGCCUUGCGGACUUGCCCCUGUAAAAAGAAAGCCCUUUUCUGCCCCAGCUUGGAGACGCUUGCAGAUCUUAAGGUCCGAGAAGCUUUGCAGACUUUCUGGUCAUUGUGUUCUCUGUAUUGCAACACACCUUUCCCCCAUUGCAGUAGUCCUUUACCAUUCCUUGCAAUCUUUCUUUUGAAUAUCUUCUCUCCUUACCUAUUUCCUAAUUUGUUCUUAUUUGACAGAGGGUAUGGAAGUCUUGCAUUUUUAAAAUUAGGGACCAGUUCUAAAGUGAGUGAUUGUACUAAAUGCAUAUAUAACAGCUCUGCUGGACACCCAAGAAAGCCAAGGGGACGCCAACUGGAAAGGUCCCCCAUCCCGAGGGAAGCCUGCUAAGGAGAGGUUCUGCAAAAUCCACACCCCAUGUCCCCCAAGUCACCCUCCGCGUGUCCUCUCACACCAUCCACUGUGUGUGUGUUUGUGUCUGGGAUCCAGGGCAAUGUGAAUUUUCUUUUUAUUUGGGAGAUUGUUCACAGACAACAGAUCUUCUUCUCUCUUGUCCACCUAUUGUUUACAAUAUUUGUACAUCUAUGCAAAAUACUUGAAUGGGCCAUGGUGCCUUUUUUCCUUGUUUGUAUUUAAUUAAAAUGAAUUGUUUGUCAUUUGGAAUGUUA
This is a messenger RNA of Lemur catta (Ring-tailed lemur), 6378 nucleotides long. RefSeq names its product ADAM metallopeptidase domain 19 (gene ADAM19). The record is from RefSeq and is a predicted model, not a curated record. The coding region runs from base 3 to 2762 and encodes 919 amino acids. The transcript has 23 exons. Gene Ontology annotation, biological process: membrane protein ectodomain proteolysis. NCBI's taxonomy places the organism in Eukaryota, Metazoa, Chordata, Mammalia, Primates, Lemuridae. Gene Ontology annotation, molecular function: metalloendopeptidase activity.